AUGAUGGAAUCGGUCGGGUCGCUCCUUGCAGACAUUGCAAAUUACAUUGCAGAUGGGCAGCGUAUCCUAGGGCUGGCUGACAAACACCACUGGAGCCAAGACGAAUACGACUUGCUCCGCGCGUUUGAGAGGACGCUGGACGAAGCCAAGAAGGACUUCCAAGAGUUGACGCCGUUUAUCAAGGGCCAGUCGAAUUACGAGCGAGACCGCAGUUUUGAUUCUAUCGAAGAGCUGCGCGCUCUACGAAUCAAGUUCGAGGCCAACACACAGAACGUAAAGGACUGGAGCCGCAGCGGAGGCCCAGUCAACCCGAUAUGGAUACGGGAUACAUCUGCCCUUCAGAAGGACCUUCAUAGAGCCCAAUGCCGAGCAGCCAGGCGUGUCUUUACCAUGACACAGGAAACAACACACAGAUGUCUGGGGGCAUUUUUAGUAAACCGCAAGAUACACGCCAUGAAGGCACCGCAAGCACCAGAGGGCGAAUACCACCAACAACAACAGCUGGAAGACACAAUGGUCUGCAACGCUAUUGGUGUCUUUGAGCGGUUCGGAGACCAGGAUGUAGCGUUUGUUUGCGACUUUUGCGACGGCUACAUUGUAUGGGAAGACCUGGAGCGGGUUCCAACGACACGGUCAAUAUGGAACGGCUACCAACUACCAGAGGGCGACCCGUUGAAUGUAAUACGAGAAUGGAAAGCGGCCGGCAUGGCCCAAUCCAACCAGGAGGCGAAGGAAGUCGUCUUUGCGCCUAUAGCUGUGGCGAACCACAUCCCACCGACCCGCGGAGACUGGCAGGCUAUGCUGCUCUGCCCCUUGUGUGAAGUGGAAGGCAAAACUGCACGAGACCUCGACGAUGAAGAAGAUCCAGACGUCACCAGCAAUCGUUUCGACGAUCUGGACGCGCUGCAGGAGCACAUGGAGUGGCAGCAUAGCACUACCACGUAUCUGCCAGUGGUAGCAAGCUCGAAUAGCUGCAUAAUGAUGUGA
Molecule: messenger RNA, 987 nt
Organism: [Torrubiella] hemipterigena
Lineage: Eukaryota; Fungi; Ascomycota; Sordariomycetes; Hypocreales; Clavicipitaceae
Source: the annotation of a GenBank genome assembly